AUCCCGUUAGAUUUCGUGCUAAGUUCCGGACGGAUUACGGAGUGAAAUGUCUGCCUAAUCUCAAAUCCGAAACCGUAGAUGUCUGCCGCUCUCGCGCGCUGAGUCGGGCGCAUAAACAUAAAACAACGUUGACGGGGUAGAUCGUACGAUGGAGGUAACUCGCGAAAAUUUUCAGAGAGUCCUUGAAGAUCUAAAUGAAGUUCUUCAGAACGCUUCAUUUUUGGCAAUUGACGGGGAGUUUACAGGACUCAAUUCUGGUCCAGAUGCUAGCGCCUUUGACACUCCAUCUCAGUACUACGCUAAGCUUAGAUCUGGUUCGAUGGAUUUUUUGCUUGUACAAUUUGGAUUGUCUGUCUUCACUUUUAACAAAGAUGAAAACAAAUACCUUCAGCGAUCGUAUAAUUUUUACGUAUUCCCAAGACCUUUGAAUCGUGCAGCUCCUGACUGUCGAUUUAUGUGCCAGGCAUCGUGUAUGUCCUUUCUUGCUGAUCGGGGUUUUGACUUCAACAAACUCUUCCACAAAGGCAUACCCUAUUUGACAAGUGCCGAAGAAGAAAAGCUUGGCAAAAAAAUCGAGGAGAGGCAAAAGGCCAGAGAAGAUGCGCCGGACUUAAUUCCAAUUCCAGAAGAUGACAGACUGCAAAUUGAAGAAAUAUGCUCGAGGAUUGAUGAUUUCUUAAAUUCUGAAGCUCAGGAGUUAAUAAUCGAUAGAUGCAAUGCUUUCAUCAGGCGAAUUAUACACCAAGAAGCAAGAAUGCGAUGGCCAAACCAACUCAGGCUUGAAGGAAAAACUGAUAGUGGUGGACAGUGCUUGGUUGUCCAAAGAAUGGGAACAAAAGAAGAAGAGGAAAAAAAAGAAGCUGAGCGAAGAGAGAAGGAAAAGAUUGAAAUGCAAGAAGCAGUUGGCCUGAGUGCAUUGCUUAGAAAAAUCGCAGACUCUGGAAAACUGAUAGUCGGACACAAUAUGUUACUUGAUUUGUGUCACAUAGUGCAUCAAUUUUUCACCCCUCUUCCAGAAAGUUACUAUGAGUUCAAGUCUCUCGUUCACUGUCUAUUUCCAAAAUUAUUGGAUACAAAGAUAAUGUGUCAAUCUUCACAAUUCAGAGAAAGCAUUCCUUGCUCAAUUCUGAAUGCCCUCCACGAAACUGUGAGCAAACCGCCUUAUUGUAUACCAGAAAUUGAUGCUGUUCCUGAUCAAAGCUACAGCUCUUUGGUGGAUAAGUCUCACGAAGCUGGUUACGACGCAUACAUUACUGGAUUGUGUUUCAUUUCGUUAUCUAAUUAUUUAGGAACUUUGCAGAAGCCAGAAUCCAGUGUGGUACUCCCAAACUCGCCACUGCUCAAUCCGUUCAUGAAUAAGCUGCUUAUAACAAGAUUGAAAGAUUUCCCAUACAUAGACCUAAAGGGACAAGACCCUAAUCCUAGCAGAGAUCACGUUUUUCACAUCACGUUUCCAAAAGAAUGGAAACUCAGUGAUAUUUCGCAGCUAUUCUCCCCAUUUGGUAGCGUUCACGUUUCGUGGCUAUCGGAUACUACAGCCUACGUGGGUUUGAACAGACGAGAUCAGGCGAAUGCAGUCAAAAAACAUAAUUUUGGAAUACCAAACUUCCGCCUACAAAAAUAUGCAGAGCAUCAGUUACUUCUAGAAUCCAAAAACUCCAGUCUAGUACAACAUGGAGACAGAAAAAGAAAGCUCUCGUCGUCCGAUAACACUUCACCUACGAAAGAUCCACAGAAACCGCAGGUGCAGAAUGGUGCUGAGGAAUCGGUUGACGACGAGGGCUGGGUGAUGGCGUCAGGUAAACGACGUCGGAACCGGAAAGAGCUAUCUGCACAUUCAGCUGGCAAUUCUGGAACAGUACAAAAGAAGCCAUUCAACGAAUUGGACAGAUGGGGAUAGCUGCCUGAAUUCAUUGCAGCUACCAAAUCUCACUGUAUACAAAUUAAAUCCAAUCUGCGGUACAAAAACAUGUAUCUAUAACUGGUCGAAGAAUUAUGUAGUCUUUGAUCGAUUCGAGAUUUGUUUUAUUGUACUAAUUGUACUACAUCUAAACGAGUAUCGUCCCAGACGAAAUUAUAAAAUACCUUUUCUUAUAAUUACAAUAUAAUUGUGAUCCUGAGAAUCAUAGUUCAAAAUUUCAAUGAUCAUUCAAUUAUAGAUCAACUUCUUAGACGUUUAUUCAGUCGAACAGAUUUUUAUAUAUAUAUAUAUAUUUUUUUUUCAGUUUUUAAUCAAGUAUUUGGUACAAUAAAAUAAUUUUGUUAAUCAUACAAUAUACGAAAAAAAUAGAUCACCAAUUAAUAUCCAUA
Messenger RNA from Athalia rosae (coleseed sawfly), 2310 nucleotides. RefSeq names its product poly(A)-specific ribonuclease PARN-like. The transcript has 12 exons. Gene Ontology annotation, biological process: nuclear-transcribed mRNA poly(A) tail shortening. Gene Ontology annotation, cellular component: cytoplasm; nucleus. The coding region runs from base 149 to 1900 and encodes 583 amino acids. Gene Ontology annotation, molecular function: poly(A)-specific ribonuclease activity; RNA binding; metal ion binding. Lineage: Eukaryota; Metazoa; Arthropoda; Insecta; Hymenoptera; Athaliidae. The record is from RefSeq and is a predicted model, not a curated record.